ACUCCCAUGGCGGCGGCCGGAGGGCCGGAGCCGCCCGUGGGGGCCCCCGGCGCGGAGCCCGCGCCGCCGCCGGCCUGCCGCUUCUUCCUGGAGGGCCGCUGCCGCUUCGGUGCCCGCUGCCGCCAGCCCCACCCCGGGGCGCCGGCGCCGGCCCCGCCGCAGCCUAGAGGCGAGCCCGAAGCAGAGGCCAAAGCCAAGAAGCCGCCGCUGCGCACUGCUGCGGCCGUUAUCCAGCGCAUCCGCUGGGACCCGCUCCUCGACCCGGCCGACUUCUCCGUGAGCUACGUCGACCGCUUCCUGGGCGUGCGCGAGGAGCCCUUCCUUUCCUUCUGCUGGGACGAGCCUCUGGCGGCGCUCGGGCCGGGCGUUCUGGCCGUGCCGCAGCACCGGGUGCGCUACUUCCGCUUCCGCGGCCGUCUGGUGUGGGACCGCGCCUCGCGUACAGACCUCGUCUUCGGCUCAGGCUUGGCUGCGGGCCGCGGGUCCACCAUCCUGGACGCGCUCGACGGCGGGGACGCGCACCAGACCGGGCAUGCGAGCGACGGCGAGCACGUGCACGGAGCCGGAGGUGAGAGCGACGGCGUGGACGCGCACGGGACCGGGGGCGCGCACGACGGCGGAGACAGGGGCGGGGACGGGACCGGGACCGGGACCGGGGAUGAGAGUGACGGCGAGGACGCGUACGGGGCCGGAGGUGCGCUCAGCGGUGGGGACACGGCCGGGGCCGGAGGCGCACUGGACGGCGUAGCUGCGACCCGCCUUGGCACCGGUGCGGUUGGGCGCGUACAGCCAGCUUGGACGGGACUCCGGGCCGCCUUGGCCCCGGAUGGCGGAGGCCCCGAAGCUGGGUGCCUGGCGUUGGCGGGGACGUUGUCGAGGCUCCAGGAGCGGGAGUUGGGCGGCCCCGGAGGCCAAGGUUCCUCGUGGAUGCAGCCAAGAAGGGCACUGAAGCCAGCCGCCGCCGCUGCCGGGGACCUGGAGCCCCCGGGUGGGGAGCUGCCGGCUGUGGUAGCCCCGGGAAGGCCCUCGGAAGGCCUCUCUGAGACGGAAGCGGAGUGGGGUCCCGGGGUCUGGCCCGUGGACUGUGGAGCAGCCGGGGCCGCGGGCCCUCGCCAGCCCCGCCCCACGCACUUCGUGGCCCUCAUGGUGACAGAGGCUGAGCUGCAGGCCGGGGUGGCCAAGGUCCAAGAAGAACUGGUGCGAGAUGCACCAGCUUGCGCGGCGUUCACGGUGCCUGCUCAGGCCCUGCACCUGACAGUGGCCCUGCUGAGGCUGGCGGGCCCCGGGGAGAUGGCGGCUGCAGUCGACGCACUCAGAGGCGUGCUCUCGGACCCCGGGCUUCAGGUCCCUCCGAGGCUGAGGUUUAGGCGCCUGGUGCUCCUGGGCUCCCGUGUGCUCUGUGCACCCCCCCACCCCCCUUUGGAGAACAUGGCCCAAGUGCUCAGCCAGAGGCUGGAGGCCGAGGGGCUGAGAGUGCUGCAGCCCUGCAGGGGGUUACACCCCCACCUCACCCUGGCCAAGGUGCCCCAGGGUUCCAAAGUCGGUCUCCCCAAGCCUGGGUUCAGCCCAAGGCAGGAGCUGGGGAGCCAGCCUCUGGGGAAACUCUGGCUGUGCCGCGUGGGGAGGUCAGGGGGCACCUACCAGGCCGUGGCGGAGAUCCCCCUGGUAUCUCAACCCCAAAAGAAAUAAAGGCCAGGACCCAGACACCCAGAGGAAAUGUAGCCCAAGGCAGAAGGACAAAACGUGCACACGUGUUCUCUCUCUCUCUUUAAUUUUGGUUUCUCUCAAGCUUUCAUAUGGUGCUCAGUGCUCCAAGGAAAGAAUGAAGGAAGGAAAGGGGAGGGGGAGAGGAGGGGGAGGGGAGGCAGAGGAGGAACAUCUGGAAAAAAAGCAGCCUGACAGUCCAGCUGUUUGCAAACUCAUUGCACAUCCUCCAGUUACAUGGCAGAAGAGGGAGGGAGGACGGAAAAGAAAAGGGGAGGAAGAAAAAUAACUUAAAUAAACACACACAGAAAGAAAAGAGAAGGAAACAUGACGUGAGCUGGUGAUCCAUGAGG
Molecule: messenger RNA, 2057 nt
Organism: Mesoplodon densirostris (Blainville's beaked whale)
Lineage: Eukaryota; Metazoa; Chordata; Mammalia; Artiodactyla; Ziphiidae
Gene: LENG9
Product: leukocyte receptor cluster member 9
Exons: 1
Coding region: 7-1689 (560 amino acids)
Molecular function (GO): metal ion binding
Source: RefSeq, a predicted model, not a curated record